AUGUCCGAGAUCGAGAAGGCACUCGCCGAGUUGAAGAACCUGAUGAAGUACCGGACGAAAGAGCUCGGCUACGAGGAAGAGUUCAGAGGACUUGGUCUGACAAGUCGAAAAAACCUGUGUUUGCAUCCGACUGUCAAGCGCGAGAAGAGUGGCACCGUUGUCGACUCCAAGUGCAGAAGCUUAACGGCAGGCUUCGUCAAAGAGAAGAAAGAGCGUGGCGAGGAUGUGGAUCUAUGUGUUUACCACGACAAUCUAGAUCUACUGGAGCCGCACAACUUGGUACCUCCAGGCGUCUUUACAUUCGACGGACUACUCAAGUACGGCGAGAAACACAAGCAAUGUCCAUACUUCUCGGCGCGACGCAUGAUGGCCUACUGCAACGUCAUCAUCUACUCAUACCAUUACCUGCUUGACCCCAAGAUUGCGGAUCGCGUAUCAAAGGAGCUUUCCAAGGAUUGUAUAGUAGUUUUCGACGAAGCCCACAACAUCGACAACGUAUGCAUCGAAUCUCUCAGCAUCGACAUCACCGAGGACUCAUUACGAAAGGCAACCAAGGGUGUCAACAACCUGGAUCGCAAGAUCACCGAGAUGAAAACCACUGACGCUGAGAAAUUGCAAAGCGAAUAUGCAAAGUUAGUCGAAGGCCUCAGAACGGCAGACGAAGCACGGCAAGAGGACACAUUCAUGGCGAAUCCGGCAUUACCCGACGAUCUACUCACAGAAGCUGUACCAGGCAAUAUACGGCGAGCAGAGCAUUUUGUAGCCUUCCUCAAACGGUUCAUUGAGUACCUGAAGACCCGUAUGAAGGUUCUCCACGUCAUCUCCGAAACACCUCCAUCCUUCCUGCAGCAUCUCCGUGAUCUCACUUUCAUCGAGAAGAAGCCUUUGCGAUUCUGCGCCGAGCGCUUGACUUCUCUCGUACGGACGCUCGAACUCACAAACAUCGAAGACUAUCAGCCCUUGCAGGAUAUUGCGACGUUCGCAACCCUAGUCGCGACAUACGAGACGGGCUUCCUGUUGAUUCUUGAGCCAUUUGAAUCAGCCACUGCAACGGUGCCGAAUCCAGUCCUGCACUUCACGUGCUUGGAUGCCGCCAUCGCCAUAAAGCCCGUAUUCGAGCGCUUCUACUCCGUCAUCGUCACAUCAGGAACCAUGAGUCCCCUAGACAUGUACCCGCGCAUGCUCAACUUCAACACCGUCGUGCAAGAAUCCUUCACCAUGACACUAACCCGCAAGACCUUCCUCCCCAUGAUCGUCGACCGCGGCAACGACCAAAACCAAAUAACCUCUCAAUUCGAGCACCGCAACGACCUGCAAGUCCAGCGCAACUUCGGCACGUUGCUCAUCGAAUUCUGCAAACUCACUCCCGAUGGCGUCGUCGUCUUCUUCCCUUCCUACCUUUACAUGGAGUCGAUUAUUUCCGCCUGGCAAGGCAUGGAAAUCCUCGACACGGUGUGGAAAUACAAACUCAUCCUCGUCGAAACCCCCGACGCCCAGGAAACCGCCCUAGCACUCGAGACCUUCCGCACCGCCUGCAACAACGGCCGGGGCGCCGUCCUCCUCUGCGUCGCGCGCGGGAAAGUUAGUGAAGGCAUUGAUUUUGACCAUCACUACGGCCGCACGGUGCUGUGUAUGGGCGUGCCGUACCAAUACACCGAAAGCCGCAUUUUAAAAGCGCGGCUCGAAUUCUUGCGCGAAACAUACCGCAUUAAAGAAUCUGACUUCCUCUCCUUCGACGCCAUGCGCCACGCCGCACAAUGCCUCGGCCGUGUCAUCCGCGGCAAAGACGACUACGGCAUCAUGGUGCUGGCCGACAAGCGCUUCAACAAGAAAGUCACACAGCUGCCGAAAUGGAUCCAGCAGGGCCUCGAGGCCAAAUCCACGAAACUGUCCAUCGACCAGGCUGUGGGGAAUGCGAAGGCAUUCCUCAAGGACAUGAGCAAGCCGUGGAGUCGCAAGGAGGGCGAAGGGCAUAGUUCGUGGAGCUACGAAGAUUUGCGCGCCCAUCAGAAGAAGCGCGAACAACUCGCAAUCAGCGGCACGGACAAUGCUAGUAUGCGCGCGCUGGAAGGCAGGGCGGAGAAGGAGAAGGUCGAGGACGAUGGGGAUGAGUUUGGCGGAGAGGGUAUGGAUGCUCUCAUGGUGGAUGCGGAUGCGGAUGCGGAUCUUAGGUAGAACACUAGACUGCACAAGAUGAAUGAUAGCCGGAAGAAACGUGGACAGCACAAAAGGAAUGAUGGCAAGAAUACGGUACUGAGUGAUUAUUGCAGCCGGGCAACGUUUUGGCGCGGGGCUCGUUGGCGCAAGGGCUGGCGAGGCAUGAGGAGCAAGAUGAUGAUGACAAAGGUGUGCUUGGUAGAGCAAUUGGGCUGAAAAGUGGAUCAAUGAGCUGGGAAUGGGAGUUUGAGUAAGAAAGUAUACGAGCUUAGAUUGAUUCGAGGGCGGAAGAAUUUACGAAUCCAAAACUC
This is a messenger RNA of Parastagonospora nodorum SN15, 2468 nucleotides long. RefSeq lists its product as hypothetical. The transcript has a single exon. Gene Ontology annotation, molecular function: ATP binding; hydrolase activity, acting on acid anhydrides, in phosphorus-containing anhydrides; DNA helicase activity. Gene Ontology annotation, biological process: positive regulation of mitotic recombination; transcription by RNA polymerase II; nucleotide-excision repair. Lineage: Eukaryota; Fungi; Ascomycota; Dothideomycetes; Pleosporales; Phaeosphaeriaceae. The record is from RefSeq and is a predicted model, not a curated record. The coding region runs from base 1 to 2175 and encodes 724 amino acids. Gene Ontology annotation, cellular component: nucleus.